CCCCUAGAAUCGUAAACGGUUACUCUGAGAGUGAAACUCAUUUGGGUAGCUACCCAAUAGCAGGUGAUGUUGCAUAAUUGUAUAUGCAUUGUGCAACAUCACAAAUGAAUCGUUGGAAUUGGCUCUUGAGAUACACCAUUUCUAAACUUGAAGUAAGUUAACAAACUCACCACAACUCACACCAAAGUCCCGUCCAACCAGCUACCAGGACCACUAUAUCCAGACUCCUCAUUUCUACACUCUAGCAAUUUGCUUCGUUCCCGUGCAGCUUAUUUGAAUGAAGUGAACUCGACCCUUAGCUCCAGCAUACUGCAGCACAACUUUAGGAUCUGCAUGCCAAUGGUGAAAGAGUAUUUCGAAAGUAUUAAUAAGCUAACCAUGGUUUGGCAAUCCAAGUUGUCUGCAUACAAUAAUAGCAGCAUUAUCAUUGAUUUCUCUAUCAAAAACUGUGCCCCAGACUCCUUUGUAACAGAGCCCAACUCUCCCUACAUAAUCACUCUCUUUAUCUUCUAGCCUAACGUCCCCAUCAGUGCAGACGGCUCUAGCUGGAAGAAUCUUGAGGUUUAUACAUUAUAGCUAUAGCUAUAUCUCUUACCUGCUGCAUACUUGGCUAUUAGCAGGAUAAAACAAAUCGUGACAGAUACUGAUGCAUUCAUCUCAGUGUGACUACGCAAUAAAAACUGCUCUUCCUUACAUCUCAAACUGUGAUUGUGUCAGUACAAUGAUGUAUUUAGCCUAUUACGUAAUGCUUAAAUAAACAUCAAUCUCAAACAUCACAGUUAGGCCAUCAGACACGUGACCAUGAAUUGCCAGAAAAUGACCCUAGCUUUAUAUCUGUACAGGCAAGUUAAUACAGGGCCAUCGAACUAACAUUGCGAAGGAAUCCCUGCGUACGAAAAAGGUGACUGCUCAAGAAACUUUGACCUGCUCUUCGUGAGCAGAUAUGUAGCUAAGCACAUGCAUUGAGCACUUGAUAUUCCAUUGUAUAUACCUAUAAUUAGCUAUACCCCUCUUGCCCCCACAUGCAUUGACACAUGAUGCAAUAAGAGACCAAAGAUAACUGCACUGUUUUUCUGUGACGCUGGGGGGAAUUGACAGAACAUAGAAAUGUAACCUACAAUUGCUGCAAUGCUGCAAGCACACACGGAAUUAAAAGCAACAAAAAUGAUAGCAAGUAAACAGGUAGUUAUGCUGGGAAUAAUAUCCUGUAUGGACCGGAACCAUUUCACUCGCAGGACUUGAUGGAGUUCGAAGUAACGAGUAGCCUCUUCAUCUCCUGGUUCAGUGUCAUUCGGAGGAGCAGUAGAGGACUUAGAGCUAAUUCCCACCACCAAACAAGCUGGUCACUCAUGCCGCGAUAAACACGGAAGUGUUUGGAAUUGUUUUGGCUGAUGUUUCUGUUACUAGUUUUGUUCUACCUAAGCCACACAUAAACCUUUACCUUAUUACUACUUUUCAUCAUGGUGCUUUGAAUUAUUACAGAGCAGUGAUGACCUGGUAGAAAAGUGCAUUUACUAACCUUCCAGCUUUUGAUACACUGACUUCCCAUCCCACCAAUAAUAAACCUGUGAGGUGACAAUCUACAGGAGUAUCUCACCUAUUAAUAUAUAGUUCGGGGCCCGACAAUAAUACAACAAUGAAAGGGGGAGGUGCCGCCGGCCGAUUAACAAGGCGGCGGGCGCCGGGCCGUCACAUGAUCUCAGGGGUUAAAUAAAUAUGGCCGAGCGUCGCACAGGGGACAAUCCUGAUUCUUCCGAGGCCGACCUCCUGCAGAUUGUACCCACGGCAGCUCCACGAGGUGGCGGUAAAGGAAGCAGCGGAGGAUACGACUGUGAGCUGGUGGAACUGCCUCCAGCGGCCUUCCAGACGGCCUGUCCCGUGUGCCACCUCUUUCUCCGGGAGCCUCACCUCAUCAGCUGCUGCGGACAGAAGAUAUGUCGCCAGUGCCUCGAUCCGGACAACCCGGAAAAGACAGCUUGUAAACUAUGCGGGGAGCCCGAGUUCACCCACCUCCAGGACCGUGGGCUCGAGAGGUCCAUGAAAGAGCUGGAGGCGAGGUGCACCUACAAGAAGGAAGGCUGCGAAUGGUCUGGGAAGCUGGGGGAGCUUGAGCUGCACCUGAACAGGGGUUGUGAUCCCGAGAAUCAGCCUCGGGAGUGCCAGUUUGUGGGAGUGGCCUGCCAGUACAGGUGUGGGGAGUGGUUCCAACGACGUCACAUUGCCGCUCACGAAUCCAAGCAGUGCCCAAAGCGACCGUACACCUGUGACCAUUGCCAAACCUAUAAGGCUGUGUAUGAUGAUGUGGUACAAAACCACUAUUCUCAGUGCAAAAAAUACCCCGUAGCUUGCCCUAAUAAAUGCCGAGAAUUUCCGUUCGAACGACACCAACUGGAGACCCAUUUCCAGGAAGAGUGUCCCCUGGUUCAAGUUGUAUGCCCGUAUCAGUAUGCUGGCUGCAAGGCAGAGCUAGUUCGCAAGGACGUACUGCAGCACAUUGAGGUGGAGACUUCACUCCACCUAACACUGCUGGCCACAGUUACAGAGAGUCUUGUGAAGACCAGCCAAGAGUUGAGGGGAAAUGUGGGCCUUGUACACGAACUGAACGUCAAACAAGUGUCCAUGAUGACCGAGUGUAGCUCUAAGCACCAGCAACUAGAACAAGCACACGGACGAGCCCUGCAGGAGCUAAACAGACACAUUGUCCAGCUAACAGCGACCGCUGAUGUUUUGGUUAAGGAGAAUAAGGAGCUACGUGAGGAGAAAGAUCGGGAGGUUCGUGAGCUCAUGAAGAAGCUAUCUGCUGCGCAAGAAGGAAUUGAAAAUCUCAAAGAAGAAGUCAAGACACUGAAGGUGGACACUGUUCAACACUCAGAGUUUCCAAAAGAGUUUCGCGUGAAAGUGACAAGCAUUGACAUGAUUACGCCGGCUUUUUACACGCAUCCCCACGGCUACAGAAUGUGCCUGCGCGUGUGUCCCAAAGGAGUCACAGGAGACGAGACCCAUGUGGCGGUCUAUGCAUACCUAAUGCAGGGUCCGUUUGAUAAGCACCUUCACUGGCCGUUCAUGGGGGACAUAACAGUUCAGUUGGUGAACCAGGCUGGGGACCACGGCCACGUGGAGAGGGUCAUCCGCUUCACCGACAAGACUCCAGAUAGACACUCUCGUCGAGUGAAAGGAAAGGAGGUGUCGGAGAGUGGUUGGGGAAAAAAGUAUUUCCUGGCCCAUGAAGACUCUCUGGUACAACGCCCUCAAGGAAACCCAGUAUCUGAAAAACCACCACAUUGUAAUUAGAGUUGUGAAAAUCAUAAUUAUGUAAUUGUACAUGUGAUGCAUUGUUGUUUA
Molecule: messenger RNA, 3342 nt
Organism: Geodia barretti
Lineage: Eukaryota; Metazoa; Porifera; Demospongiae; Tetractinellida; Geodiidae
Source: the annotation of a GenBank genome assembly